Gossypium arboreum is the source of this 936-nucleotide messenger RNA. RefSeq lists its product as uncharacterized. Gene Ontology annotation, biological process: DNA integration. The record is from RefSeq and is a predicted model, not a curated record. The transcript has 4 exons. Bases 1 to 936 code for a protein of 311 amino acids. NCBI's taxonomy places the organism in Eukaryota, Viridiplantae, Streptophyta, Magnoliopsida, Malvales, Malvaceae. Gene Ontology annotation, molecular function: nucleic acid binding.
AUGUGUAUUGCUACCACUGAAGAAGAUGACCCGGAAGAGCUUCCUUGGAAACUAAACUUUGAUAGGGCAACAAAUGCUGUGGGUAAUGGAAUUGGGGCAGUCUUGGUAUCCCCAAGAGGAAAUCAUCAUCUAUUCACUAUUAAAUUGGAUUUUGAUUGUAUGAAUAACAUGGCGGAAUACGAAGCGUGCAUCAUGGGAGAAUGGCAGACCAGAGACCCCAAGUUGAUCGACUAUCGGAAACUGGUCCUUGAAUUGGUCAAAGAUAUUGAGGAGGAUGAGGAAAAAGACGAUCACCCUUGGUAUAACAAUAUAUUACAAUACGUGAAGAAUCGUGAGUAUCCGGACCAGGCAGGUGAGAAUGACAAAAGGACGCUGAGAAGAUUGGCCAUCGACUACGUCUUAGAUGAAGAUAUCCUAUACAAAAGAAGAAAGGAUCAAGUGCUAUUAAGAUGCGUAGAUGUUGUAGAGGCUAAGAGAAUCUUGGAAGAAGUCCGUGAAGAAGCCGUUUCAUAUGCCAACAUGACAAAGUCGGCAGUGAGCAAAUUUAUUAAAAAGGAGAUCAUAUGUCGAUACGGAAUGUCAGAGAGGAUUAUAUCUGACAAUGCCUUAAACUUGAACAAUAAUAUGAUAGUGGAAGUCUGCAGUCAAUUCAAGAUCAAACACCACAAUUCGUCACUGUAUCACCCGAAAAUGAAUGGGGCAGUUGAAGCGGCCAAUAAAAACAUUAUGAAGAUCAUGGGGAUGAUGAUUGAGACCUAUAAAGAUUGGUAUGAGAAGUUACCAUUUGCCCUCUUUGCUUAUCGAACAUCUCUCAGAACCUCAACUGGGGCAACGCGUUUCUCUUUAGUUUACGGAAUAGAAGCAGUUUUGCCAAUCGAAGUCGAGAUCCCAUCCCUUCGAGUGCUGUCGAAGUUAAAGUUGGACGAAGCAGAAUAG